Molecule: messenger RNA, 1731 nt
Organism: Aureobasidium musti
Lineage: Eukaryota; Fungi; Ascomycota; Dothideomycetes; Dothideales; Saccotheciaceae
Source: the annotation of a GenBank genome assembly
AUGCCUAUAGUCUCUCCCACAUCUUUGACCACCUUCCCACCCUUCGAGACACAUCAAGACAACCACAACCCACAGCACGACUCGCCGCUCGAGUUCACCUUCGAGGAACCCUUUGAGUUCGACUCGUUGGCAGUCAAGCCCGAAAUGGCUGGUGCUGGCUCUCCAUACAUCAAAUCUGAGCCCACCGAUUUCUCCUUCCAAUCACACCAAUACCAUCAGCAGCCACCGGCUUUCAACAUGAAUUCAAACCACAUGCAAAACGGCAUGAAUGGUGGCGACCAUGCCAUGGGCAAUUCCACCUUCAACUCAGCCUUUGCCCCCCAGAACAUGUCAUCGAGUUUCAACAUGGGAAAUUCAGGCCUUGCCGAUGAUGAGCUACUUGAUGGCAUCAACAUGGACGAUGGUCACCACAACAUGCAACACGGCCAGUUCAACAACGGCAACAUGAACCAACACUUCCUCACUCACGGCAGCAUGCCGAUGUCCAUGGGCCAACAACACCUGAACAGUAACAACAACUUCUACUCAUCCACACCUGAGGGUGCCCCUAUUCAGUCGCCCUUCGUCAACGACUUCAACUACGGCCAGUUCCGCCCCCAGUACAGUGUACCAACCACAAAUGGCUACAUGAACGGCCUGAAUGCCCCACAGGUUCACCAGAUGGAACGUAAGAUCUCUGACUCACGCUCACCUGCCACACCAAAUACUCCUGGAAUUUCCAACCUGCAUCUGGGUGAGCCAGAGUAUCCUUCGACAACCAUGGCUCAGCAACCUCGUGCCAUCAUGGGACACAGACACAACUCGAGUGUCAACAACUGGGAGAACGUGUCGAACCCCCACUCUUGGCAAGAUGUUUCACCUUUUGGCUCGCCAUCGAAUCCCAUGAUGCAGCACCAGCAGCACCCUCAGAUCACUGAGGUUCUCAAGUCCUCGAACGCAGGUGCCAACGGCAAGAUAGCAUCGUCGUUGCCCACAAAGAUGGAGAACCCUCCUGCUUUCCAAACCCAAGAAGCCAAGCGAAAGCGUAGAAGGGAAUCGCACAACCUUGUUGAGCGCAGAAGACGUGACAACAUUAACGAACGCAUCCAGGAUCUCGCUAGCCUCGUUCCUAUGCACAGACUGGAGGAUGAGAGGGUCCGAAAGCACCUUCAGACGAAUGCUCCUCUAUCGCCCUCCAUCGUAGCUACUGGCAUGUCGCCUUCUCAAGCCACAUCUUUGUUGGCUGGGGGCAACGGUAGAAGAGCUACUACCACAAAUGUGGGAACCGGCUUGCCCAUGGACGACAAAGACAAGGGCCCAAACAAAGGUGACAUUCUCAACGGAAGCGUCGCCUGGACCAGAGAUCUCUUGUGGUACCUGAAGCACACUCUCGACGAAAAUGCCGAGCUCAAAGCAAGAGCUCGUGCUCGAGGUGACGACUGGACUGCCACCGUGACCGAAGAUGGGAAACGCAUGGAGACCGAAGUCCGCGAGCUCAUGCAGAAGCUCAUUGCUACUGGCAAUCUUCAGGACUACAGCAGAGGCCAUGGUUCUGGACUUCGAGUCCCUGGUCACACAAAUCUUGCUGGCGAGCCCCUUCACGGACAGGAAGGCCAGUCUAACUACGGUCAAAGCCUCAGCCCCGGUUUCCAGAGCGGAAGCGGUGGUAUCAGCCCCGUCCAAGGAUACUGGCCUUCGACUGAUGAACCCGUCUUCAAGGAAGAGGACGAGUUCACCAUCAACGACCUCUAA